This is a messenger RNA of Thamnophis sirtalis, 944 nucleotides long. The record is from RefSeq and is a predicted model, not a curated record. Lineage: Eukaryota; Metazoa; Chordata; Lepidosauria; Squamata; Natricidae.
AGGGCCGGGCGUAGUAGUCAGUGCGGGUUUGUGGAAGAAGAAGAGGAAGCGAGAAUUACUACUCUGAAGAGAAUGCCCAAAGAAAAGUACGAACCCCCUGAUCCACGGAGGAUGUACACAAUUAUGUCCUCAGAAGAAGCAGCCAAUGGGAAAAAAUCACACUGGGCAGAGUUGGAAAUAAGCGGGAAAGUCAGAAGCCUGAGUUCAUCCUUGUGGUCACUGACUCACUUGACAGCUUUGCAUCUCAGUGACAAUUCCUUAUCCCGUAUUCCUUCAGAUAUUGCCAAGCUUCAUAACCUGAUUUAUUUGGAUCUGUCAUCUAAUAAGAUUCGCAGUUUACCAGCUGAGCUCGGAAACAUGGUGUCACUCAGGGAACUCCAUUUAAAUAACAACCUGUUACGAGUUCUACCAUUUGAGCUGGGAAAACUGUUCCAGUUACAGACCUUGGGUUUGAAAGGAAACCCACUUACACAGGACAUUCUGAAUCUUUAUCAGGAACCAGAUGGAACAAGAAGGCUACUGAAUUAUUUGCUUGAUAAUCUGGCAGGUACUGCAAAAAGAAUUUCAACAGAACAGCCUCCUCCCAGAUCUUGGAUUAUGCUGCAGGAACCAGAUAGGACAAGACCAACAGCUCUGUUUUCUGUCAUGUGUUACAAUGUUCUGUGUGAUAAGUAUGCUACUCGGCAGCUAUAUGGAUAUUGCCCAUCAUGGGCACUGAACUGGGAAUACAGGAAAAAAGCUAUAAUGCAGGAAAUUUUGAGUUGUAAUGCUGACAUCAUAAGUCUUCAGGAGGUUGAAACUGAGCAGUACUACAGUUUUUUCCUAGCAGAAUUGAAAGAACGUGGGUACAAUGGAUUCUUUAGUCCAAAAUCCCGGGCUAGAACAAUGUCUGAACAAGAGAGAAAGCAUGUUGAUGGUUGUGCAAUAUUUUUUAAGACAGAAAA